AUGCGGGGCCCCUCCGACUCGUCGCCGAUAAAAUUUCCCUCAGUCCGUCUUGGAGCCCACUGUUCCUGCAUUCUUUAUUAAAGUUCACGGUUCCAUUGUUUCCCACCUGUCGUUUCCAUCGGUCUCAACUGCAAGUCACCGCACAACGCUCUUUGUGACACCCAUACCCAGAAACCCUUAAAGAUACCCAGCAACAACAUCGCAGCCAUGGCGACGUCCGAGGCCCAUAUCUCCCGCUCUGAGAUCGUCAGGCAAUACACCGAGCUUGACCAGAAGGGCAUCAUCAUUGCCGAAUACAUUUGGAUCGACUCCGAGGGCAACACGCGCUCCAAGACACGGACUCUCGAGGGUGGCCAGAAGUGGGAUGUUUCCACUCUGCCCAUCUGGAAUUUCGACGGUAGCUCAACAGGCCAGGCUCCCGGAGAAAAUUCCGACGUGUACCUUCGCCCGUGCGCCGUCUACCCUGAUCCCUUCAGGAAGGGUGACAACAUUCUUGUCCUGGCCGAGUGCUGGAACCAUGAUGGCACACCCAACAAGUACAACUAUCGUCAUGAGUGCGCGAAGCUGAUGGAGGCGCACGCCGAGCACGAGCCGUGGUUCGGUUUGGAACAGGAGUACACUCUCUUGGAUCUCCAUGACAGGCCGUACGGCUGGCCCGUUAAUGGCUUCCCCGCUCCUCAGGGUCCCUACUACUGCGGUGUCGGUGCCGGCAAGGUUGUCCAGCGUGACAUCGUGGAGAGCCAUCUGCGUGCUUGCAUAUAUGCCGGCGUCAAAAUUUCGGGAACCAACGCCGAGGUUAGCAAGUCUCAAUGGGAGUUCCAGGUCGGCCCUUGCGAGGGCAUCAAGAUGGGCGAUGACCUCUGGAUCGCGCGCUACAUCCUUGCUCGUGUCGCUGAAGACUUUGGGGUGAAGGUGUCACUACACCCUAAGCUGAUCCCUGGUGACUGGAACGGCGCGGGUCUGCACAGCAACUUCUCCACCAAAGAGAUGCGUGUAGAAGGAGGUAUGGCUCACAUUGAGGCUGCCAUCAAGAAGCUUGAGGGUCGGCAUCAAGAGCACAUCGCUGUCUACGGCGAGGACAACGAGAAGCGGCUCACCGGCCGUCAUGAGACUGGCGCCAUUGACCAGUUCUCAUACGGCGUGGCCAACCGCGGCGCUUCAAUCCGCAUUCCCCGUGAGGUGGCCGCUAAGGGCUACGGAUACUUCGAGGACCGGAGACCGGCCAGCAAUGCCGACCCAUACCGUGUCACUGGCAUUCUUAUGGAGACGAUUUUCGGUGCUGUCUAAACACAUUCGAUACCCGCUCAGGAGGGGAUCUUGAAGAGAGACAUCAGCUAGGAGUACAGACGGCAUUGCUGCAAGCAUCUGGAUUAUAGCACUUGGGUCAUGAGGAUGCAUGUUGUUGUCAUCAUUUACAUUCGGUUAUUAUCGGGCG
Messenger RNA from Canariomyces notabilis, 1435 nucleotides. RefSeq lists its product as uncharacterized. Bases 208 to 1287 code for a protein of 359 amino acids. The record is from RefSeq and is a predicted model, not a curated record. The transcript has 7 exons. Gene Ontology annotation, cellular component: cytoplasm. Gene Ontology annotation, molecular function: glutamine synthetase activity. NCBI's taxonomy places the organism in Eukaryota, Fungi, Ascomycota, Sordariomycetes, Sordariales, Chaetomiaceae.